AUGGCCAGUAACCAGGCCAGCCUGCAGGAUGAUCAGAGCAGGCACUGCAAGUUCUUAUCCUAUAUGUUCUACCAGGCUGUGAGAGAUCACAAGCCUGUGUGGAUGCUGGAAGACAUGAGAACUAUGGAGUAUUUUUAUUGGGAGGAAAAUGCCAGCCUACGAACCUACUCACCUUCAGAAGCCCUUCUCUAUGCAGUGGUGCAUAAUCACCUGCCUUAUGCUCAAUAUCUGCUGUCUCAUUUUCCAGAGGAGGCUCUCAAGGUGCCUGGGGAGCACUUCUGCUAUUGCCCAUCCUCUGCUCCUCACUUGGCCAUGGCGGUCACAUAUGACAGGAGAGAUAUCUUGGGACUGAUCAUCAAAAUUGCACACAAGCUCCCCAGCUUGAACUCCUAUAUCAAUCGGGCUGGCUGCUUUCAUCUGGAAGAUGGGAAAACACCCCUGCACCUUGCCUGUGAACUGCUGAGGUCAGAGACGGUCCUCAUCCUCCUCGGGAAUGGAGCAUCUCCCAGGAUAGAGGACAGUAAAGGGCUUACCCCACUGGACGUCAUCCUGGAGCAGAUGUGGGACUCCAAAGUCAAUGUCGCAUCAAAGAAGCUCUGCCUUGACUACCUCUUGCUCUUCAUGCCCAACCCACAAUUCAAGAUGCGGAAAGUUCUGCAGGAGCAUCCAGAUCACUGGACAGCUUUGCUGGGAGAAGACAAAUUCAACAGCUUGGUGGGGAACACACCUGCUUCUUUAUAUCUGCAAGCUAUGCAAACUAUUCUCCAGACUCUUCCCCCUUCCCACUUUCCUAAAAGCAUCCAGGAACUACCUAUACCUCAGGCACUAAAGCCCUUACCAUCCUAUGGCAAAAAGCUACCAGCAAAAAAUGUGGUAAAUGUUUUUCCUUGA
Poecile atricapillus (Black-capped chickadee) is the source of this 891-nucleotide messenger RNA. Its product is annotated as ankyrin repeat domain-containing protein 9-like. The record is from RefSeq and is a predicted model, not a curated record. The transcript has a single exon. Gene Ontology annotation, molecular function: protein binding. Bases 1 to 891 code for a protein of 296 amino acids. NCBI's taxonomy places the organism in Eukaryota, Metazoa, Chordata, Aves, Passeriformes, Paridae.